UGUGGUCAGAGGAGCUUCAGUGUAGAGGCAAUGAAUCUCAGAUUUACUUCUGUCCAACAUCAUCUUCACUCAAGCACAACUGCACCCAUGAUAACAUUGUGGGACUGGUGUGUGCUGACAGUGUGAGGUUGGUGGAUGGCGGCAGUCGCUGCGCUGGGAGAGUGGAGGUUCUUCAUAGAGGACAGUGGGGAACAGUGUGUUAUCGUGGCUGGGAUAUGAGAGCUGCUGCAGUGGUGUGUAGAGAGCUGGGCUGUGGAGAGCCGAAGAGUGAUGAUUAUGCUCUACCUGGGUCUGGGCCAAUCUGGCUGAGUAAUGUAAACUGCAGUGGAUCAGAGUCUACACUGAAACAUUGUGGAUCACUAGGUUGGGGUGAACAAAGCUGUAGUCAUGGAAAUGAUUUCAAAAUCAUCUGUUCAGGUCACAGAAAGUCCAGACUUACAGAUGGUUUCCACCUGUGCUCUGGGAGAGUGGAGGUGCUUCAUGGAGAGACCUGGUCCACCGUGUGUGAUGCUGACUUUGACCAGCAGGAUGCAGAGGUUGUGUGUCGAGAGCUGGGCUGUGGGCUUCCUGUGGAGGUGCUGGGAGCAGCUGCUUUUGGCAGAGGGGAGGGUCAGGUGUGGUCAGAGGAGCUUCAGUGUAGAGGCAAUGAAUAUAACAUUACUCUCUGUCCAAUAUCAUCUUCUCUCAAACCCAACUGCUCCCAUUACAGUGAUGUGGGACUUAUAUGUUCAGGUCACACUCAGGCUCGGUUGGUGAACGGCUCUGACUCCUGUUCUGGUCGAGUGGAGCUCCAGUACCUCAGUGAGCGGGGCACAGUGUGUGAUAUAAGCUGGGAUAUGAGAGCUGCCAGUGUCCUCUGUGGUCAGCUGAACUGUGGGAGUGCUGUGGCUGUGUUGGGGUCAGACUGGUUUGGGGAGGGGAGUGGCCAGAUCUGGGCUGAUGUGUUUGAUUGUCAGGGGAACGAAACACACCUGUCAAAAUGUCCCAUUUCAUCAUGGAGUCGAACUGCAUGCUCUCACAAACAGGAUGCUGGAGUCAUCUGCAGUGGUUCCUCUCUGGCAUUUCAUGAGGGGCAAGUACGGUUGUCUGGAGGGAUGGAGUGUGAGGGGGAGGUGGAGGUGUACUUCAUGCAGGACUGGAGGAGAGUUCUGCUGGACUCCUGGAGUGAGUCUGAGGCCUCUGUGGUCUGCAGACAGCUGGGCUGUGGCUCUGUGUUCAGCUUCUCCAGCUCCUCUACAUCCAGUCCUGAGCAUAGUCACAUGUGUGUGAUGGGUUUCAAUUGUUCUGGGAGUGAAGCUCAUCUGGGGAACUGCAGCAGCGCACAAGCAGUCAACUGCAGCUCCAGAGAACAGCUCUCAAUCACCUGCUCUGAGUUUAAAGAGUUCAGACUCACUGAGGGAUGUGAGGGGAAUCUGGAAGUGUUCUACAAUGGAACCUGGGGUAAUGUGUGUGGAAAUGGGAUGGAUGAAGAAACAGCAAGUUUGAUCUGUCAGGAUCUUAACUGUGAGAGAUCUGGCAGUCUGAGGGCUGCCAAAGCAAGAGUGGAAUCAGCUCCUAACUGGCUGGAUGAUGUGAAAUGUAGGAAACAUGAUUCCACUCUUUGGCACUGUCCAUCUUCUCUCUGGGGACAGAACAACUGUAAUAAUCACAAUGAAGUGGCUCAGAUUACCUGCUUAGGAAAGGAAAAUCAUCUUGCACUAGAAAACCAUCUUAAAUGCUCCUCAUUUCUCCACCAGAGACAGUGCUCAAGUCACCUGCCUCUCAGGCUGAGGGGAGGAAAUGGAAGCUGCUCUGGGAGGCUGGAGGUGUAUCAUAACAGUGAGUGGGGGUCCAUCUGUGAUAAUCUGUGGGACAUCAAGGAUUCUCAGGUGGUCUGCAGGCAGCUGGGCUGUGGGCCAGCACUGAGUGCUGAUGGGAGUGCUGUCUUUGGUGCUGGUGAAGGGCCUAUCUGGCUGAACAGAGUGAAGUGUAGAGGGAAUGAGAUUCACCUGUGGGACUGUCCUCAUUCCCUGAAGAACCACACAGACUGCUCCCACAGGCAGGACGCUGGAGUCACCUGUGCAGAGAUAUCUGCACCUACCUCUACUGCACCCACAACAGCAAUCACCACCUUCACCACCUCAGUUGUUCAGCCAUUGGAGAGAACAAACACUCCUUCACAAACUCCGUCCAUCUAUCCAGUCUCUCUCCUGGUUCUGGGAGUGCUGCUUUUCCUGACCUUAGUGCUUCUGGUUGUGUUGUUUUACCAGAACAGAGUGCUCAGGAGAGUGCUCUCUAAGAGGAGGCGCAAGACUGUGACUGAGGCAGUCUAUGAGGAGAUCGACCGCGUCACUAAAAGAAAUGACUUGACACAAAGGAGAAGUAUCCUCUCUGAAGAGCAGCACUCAGGAUAUGAAGAUGUAGAUGAGGAGCUUCUCUCAGAAAAGUCUCUGACUGGAGUAAAGGCAGAAUAUUAUGAUGAUGUCACAACCAGAGGUCUGAAAAGUGAAUCAGAAAAAGAAGAAACAGCAGAGACCUAUGACGAUGUCUUCACUGCUGGACAGAUCUCUGAUAGUGUAGCAGAGGACAUAGCAGAGCAUUAUGAUGAUGUCAUCACUGCUGAUCAGAGCUCAGCUGUUGUAACAGAAGACAUAACAGAUAACUAUGAUGAUGCUGUUACUGCUGGACCAAACUCCAACAUUAUGACAGUGGACACACAAAAGAGCUAUGAUGAUGUAAUCCCUGCUAAAUAGGAUGUAGGAGGGGUAAAAGACUUUUAUGACGUGGAGGAGGAGCCUCAGACAGAGAUGAAUCAUGUUACUGAAAGAUCAUGGCCAGUGUCUUUCCUCUGGAACCUACAUUCAAACCUCUUCAAACGCAACAAGUGAUUUUGUUAUAGACCAUAAUACAUUUUUUUAAGGAGCAUAAACAUUGGGCUUCAUUCACCAAUAUCUUCCUAGGCUUUUGCUUAAAUUUGUUCUUGAGAAAGGUCUUAAGAAGAAGUUUGUCAGAUUCAUGACUGAAGAAUUUCUGCGCCUUUGUGCUUGUGUGUGUGUGCGUGUGUGUUCUGUUUUACCUAAGAACGAAUCCCAUUUACGAAAGCAUUGGUGAAUGUCAGAAUCUUUGUGAAAACUGUUUGUGUUCUUAAGAAUGGUUGGUGAGGCCCAUUGUUUAUUCUAGCUUUACAUGUGGUGUAAACACCCACAGAGGUAAAACAACUCUUAAAGUUUACCAAUCCAAAUGUCACAAACUGUCCUUUCACUUUUCAUCGCUUUCUUUGAAAACGAUAAGCCUUAGUGAACUACACUCUCAAUACAGAUGUGUUAAAAGUAUGAAGUGUUAUUUUUUUAACACAGCUGCAGAAAAGUAGAACACAUUUUGUUACUAUUAAUGCUACCAGUGUGUUAUCAUAUUUAACAUAGGCAGUUACAGUCUGUGUUGUGUCUAUUUAGCACAUCAAAUUUUAUUAGAUGUAUGUUAGUAGAAAUAAUCCAUUUGCUACUAAAAUGUUUAAUUAUAGUUUAAGUUUAAGAAUGGUUUGGGCUGAAGACCUUAAAUAAAAGGGCUGUUCAUUUUCAUCAUAUAUUAUUAAAAAGAGUGAAGCUACAAAAAAUGUAGAGACAAGAAGUGAACUUUAAGUGCUGUUUUACUGUAGUACAUUUCUAUGACUGAGUUAUUUAACCCAUUGCUGUAUUAGAGACAGUUGUACUGUUGGCACCUAGAAACUGGACAGACUGUUAUAAAUGUUUAAAAAUAGAUCAUAAAAAAGAUCAAUUGCCUAAUAUUGCAUUACAGUGUAGACAUGUUUCCGAGCUUUUUAUCUCUUAUUAUUUGCAAGUUUGUAAUGUUUGUGAUUAUUAUGAUGUGAUAUGCACACAACCUUAAUCACAGCUUCAAGUUCAGUUCUGUAUAUCACUGUUUUUGCUGGAAGAAAACCUUGUAUCUCCAAGAUGACAACUUUACAGGGAAAGGAAAAAAACUACUUUUAUGUAAA
Molecule: messenger RNA, 3973 nt
Organism: Pygocentrus nattereri (red-bellied piranha)
Lineage: Eukaryota; Metazoa; Chordata; Actinopteri; Characiformes; Serrasalmidae
Product: scavenger receptor cysteine-rich type 1 protein M130-like
Exons: 18
Coding region: 216-2732 (838 amino acids)
Cellular component (GO): membrane
Source: RefSeq, a predicted model, not a curated record